AUGAUUGCUACGCGCACCUCAGUGCUGCUCGCUUUCAGGCCUUUUCAACAUGGCUCCAGAUUAAAUCAGCUUGAUCAGAAUAUCCUUCUCUCCUUGUACAACUCCUCUCCUCGACACUCGCGGAUAUUAUCACGCAGUCUGCAUCAAUAUGUACGCCCCAAACCCUCCAGCAAUGAGAACCCAUUUCCAUCAUUCAAGUCGCUUGGCGGUUCUGCGACGAGGGCAGACAGUGUCAAUGUGCUCUUCCGACCCAGCAUAGCUGCUCAGGCAGUAUUCUUUUCGAGCGGUCGCACUCUAUACGAAACGCCCACUCCGGUUAUCAAGGAGCAGCAGCGGAACAAAACUACUGAAGAAACAGAUGACGAGGAUGCGUUUCACAGGACUGAAAAAGCACACCAGGCCUCGCAUGUGAAUCUCAGCGCGAGGUUGUCAAAAGAGGGUGGCACGGGCAAGGGCGGUGGCUUCGGAGAGAUAUGGCGGUUGAUCAAGAUUGCACGUCCAGAAGCAAAAGUCCUUGCGCUGGCUUUUAUCCUUCUCCUGAUCUCGUCAUCCAUCACCAUGUCAAUACCAUUUUCAAUUGGCAAGAUCCUGGAUAUAGCUACCAAAGGGGGAGCAAAGACCGAGGGCGCCGACUUGGAGCAAAAGACCGACAUGCUCUUUGGUCUCAGCUUGACGACAUUCUACACUGCCCUCGUCUGUAUUCUUGCAACUGGUGCGGCAGCAAACUACGGACGGAUUAUCAUCCUGCGAAUUGUGGGCGAGAGGAUCGUGGCGAGACUCCGAUCCAGGCUGUUCCGGCAAACCUACAUUCAGAAUGCCGAGUUUUUCGACGCCAAUCGUGUAGGCGACUUGAUUUCCAGACUCAGCUCUGACACCAUCAUUGUUGGCAAGUCAAUCACGCAAAACCUGUCAGACGGGCUUCGCGCUUUUGUCAGCGGAGCUGCUGGUUUUGGCUUGAUGGCAUGGGUGUCUCUGAAGUUGACCGGUAUUCUGGGGCUGCUAUUUCCCCCUGUAGCGCUUGGAGCAUUCUUUUAUGGACGAGCGAUCAGGAACCUGAGUCGAAAAAUCCAGAAGAAUGUUGGGACGCUGACGAAGAUUGCAGAAGAACGGCUGGGCAAUGUCCGGACUUCACAGGCAUUCGCAGGUGAAAUUCUCGAGGUUCAUCGGUACAACACACAGGUACGCAAAAUCUUCGAGCUGGGAAAGCGAGAGUCGAUCAUCAGUGCCACUUUCUUCUCGUCCACCGGGUUUAUGGGCAACAUGACGAUCCUGUCGCUCCUGUAUGUCGGUGGUGGUAUGGUCUCGAAUGGAACAAUUAGUAUUGGGGAGCUCACAUCCUUCCUCAUGUAUACUGCAUACGCAGGUUCUUCGCUCUUUGGGCUUUCGUCAUUCUACUCAGAGUUGAUGAAAGGCGUCGGAGCGGCAUCACGACUGUUCGAACUGCAGGACCGCGAGCCAACCAUAUCUCCCACUAAAGGUGAGAGAGUGGUAUCAGCACGAGGUCCCAUCCGGUUCGAGAAUCUCUCCUUCAGCUACCCUACUCGACCGGCGGUGACCAUCUUUAGGGACCUGGAUUUUGAGAUUCCCCAGGGUGCUAACGUCGCCAUUGUCGGUCCGUCUGGUGGUGGAAAGAGCACGAUUGCAUCCCUAAUCUUGCGGUUCUACACACCCACAGAGGGGCGCAUCUUGAUCGACGGCAAGGACAUUUCAAAGAUGAACGUCAAAUCUCUCCGACGCAGGAUCGGUAUCGUGUCACAAGAACCGGUCUUAUUUUCUGGUACCAUAGCCGAGAACAUCGCCUACGGUCGACCUCAUGCAACCCGGGCGGAGAUUAUGCGCGCAGCAAGAAGAGCAAACUGUCAGUUCAUUAGCGACUUCCCAGAAGGUCUGGAUACUCCUGUCGGUGCUCGUGGCACACAGCUCUCUGGUGGCCAAAAGCAGCGCAUUGCCAUAGCGCGCGCUCUGGUCAAAGAACCCGAUAUCUUGAUCUUGGAUGAGGCCACUAGUGCUCUUGAUGCCGAAUCGGAAACCUUGGUCAAUGAAGCGCUGGCCUCGCUGCUAAAAGGGAGCAACACGACAAUCUCCAUUGCCCACCGUCUUUCCACCAUCAAACGAUCCGAUACCAUUAUAUGUCUGGGUAGCGACGGCCGCGUCGCAGAGAUGGGCAGCUACAGGGAACUCAGCAGUCGACCAGAUGGUGCUUUCACGAAGCUGAUGGAAUGGCAAAUGAGCGGAGGCGAGAGGGCACAGGAUGGCGUGGACAAAUUGGCUAUCGAUCCGGAAGUUAAGGGACCGCCAACGGAGAAAGAUGAGAUUGAAGUGGAAUUGGAAGAACAAAGUGAGGGCGAGGGCGAGAGCGAGGAAGAUCUCGAGGCCAGCAAGGUACAAGAGACGGUCAAGAGCGCAGUGGAAGAGAAGAAGACGUGA
Molecule: messenger RNA, 2427 nt
Organism: Fonsecaea multimorphosa CBS 102226
Lineage: Eukaryota; Fungi; Ascomycota; Eurotiomycetes; Chaetothyriales; Herpotrichiellaceae
Exons: 1
Coding region: 1-2427 (808 amino acids)
Biological process (GO): transmembrane transport
Cellular component (GO): membrane
Molecular function (GO): ATP hydrolysis activity; ATP binding; ABC-type oligopeptide transporter activity
Source: RefSeq, a predicted model, not a curated record